AUGGAUUCCGCAGUGGACAUGAACGAUGCGUCCAAGGUGUUGGACCUAUCCCGGAUUCGCUUCCAACUGAUCCGUCUAGAAGAUACAAUCACCUUUCACCUCAUUGAGCGAGUCCAAUUCGCCCUAAACAAGACCAUCUACACCCCCGGCGCCCUCAAGAUCCCCAACAGCAACCUCUCCUUCUUCGACUGGUACUUCUCCGAACAAGAAAAACUCCAAUCCCUCAUCCGCCGCUACGAAUCCCCCGACGAAUACCCCUUCUUCCCGGACGCCGUCCAAACCCCCAUCCUCAAGCCCCUCAACUACCCCAAGAUUCUGCACCCCAACGACGUCAACGUCAACGACAAGAUUAAAAACUUCUACAUUGAAAAGUUCCUCCCCGCCGUGUGCCCCGACUUUGGACGCGAAGACCGCGGCGAGUCGCAGGAGAAUUACGGCUCAGCGGCGACGUCCGACUUCGCGUGUCUGCAGGCGCUGUCGCGGAGAAUUCAUUUCGGCAAAUUCGUCGCGGAGUCGAAAUACCGAUCUGAUCCGGAGAAGUACAAGAAGUUGAUUUUGGCGAAUGACCGGGUGGGCAUUGAGACGAGCAUUACGAAUAAGGCGGUGGAGAAGUCUGUGCUGGCGAGGUUGCGGCUCAAGGCUUUAACGUAUGGCAAGGAUCCGUCUAUUUCGGAUGAGUCUGAGGAGCAUGUGAAGAUUGAUGUGGAUGCGGUGGUGGCCAUGUAUGAGGACUUUGUAAUUCCGUUGACCAAGGAGGUUGAGGUGGAGUACUUGAUGCAGAGAUUGGAAGGUGAACAAUAG
This is a messenger RNA of Pochonia chlamydosporia 170, 801 nucleotides long. Its product is annotated as Chorismate mutase, AroQ class, eukaryotic type. Gene Ontology annotation, molecular function: chorismate mutase activity. The record is from RefSeq and is a predicted model, not a curated record. The coding region runs from base 1 to 801 and encodes 266 amino acids. Gene Ontology annotation, cellular component: cytoplasm. NCBI's taxonomy places the organism in Eukaryota, Fungi, Ascomycota, Sordariomycetes, Hypocreales, Clavicipitaceae. Gene Ontology annotation, biological process: aromatic amino acid biosynthetic process; chorismate metabolic process. The transcript has 3 exons.